Halteromyces radiatus is the source of this 1184-nucleotide messenger RNA. Its product is annotated as nucleoside phosphorylase domain-containing protein. Gene Ontology annotation, molecular function: S-methyl-5-thioadenosine phosphorylase activity. Bases 68 to 964 code for a protein of 298 amino acids. Gene Ontology annotation, cellular component: cytosol. Gene Ontology annotation, biological process: nucleoside metabolic process. The transcript is spliced from 2 exons. Lineage: Eukaryota; Fungi; Mucoromycota; Mucoromycetes; Mucorales; Cunninghamellaceae. The record is from RefSeq and is a predicted model, not a curated record.
UUUUUUUCUUUUUCUUAUCAUUGUAUUUCCUUUACCUAUAUAUCUAUCUAUCUAUAUAUAUAUAAUCAUGACCAACAAACACGACGUCAAGAUUGCUGUUAUUGGUGGUUCUGGUCUUUAUAACCUCGAAAACCUUGAAGUAGUAGAAGAAGUGAAUCCUGAAACUCCCUGGGGUUUUCCUAGUGACAAGAUCAUUAUCAGUAAAUUACCAAGUGGAGACAAGAUUGCGUUUUUAGCCCGUCAUGGUCGAGGUCAUUACUUGACACCUACCGAAGUACCUGUACGAGCCAACAUUGCUGCCUUGAAGCAUCUUGGUGUGGAAGCGAUCCUUGCAUUCUCAGCUGUUGGAUCCCUUCGAGAAGAAAUCCCUCCUUGUGAUUUCGUGUUGCCUGAUCAAUUGAUUGACCGUACAAGAGGAUUGCGACCUUCCACGUUCUUUGGUGAAGGAUUGGUGGCGCAUGCAGGAUUUGCUGAUCCUUUCCACAAGGGUAUUGCCGACUUGGUAUACAAACAUCGAGGUGUGAUGGACAAAUGGACAAUUCAUCAAAACAAGACGGCUGUGUGCAUGGAAGGACCUCAAUUCUCCACUCGUGCUGAAUCCCAUCUGUAUCGAUCCUGGGGUGCCGAUAUCAUCAAUAUGUCUGCUUUGCCUGAAGCCAAAUUAGCCCGUGAAGCCGAAAUCGCCUACCAAAUGGUUUGUAUGUCUACCGAUUAUGAUUGCUGGCGUGUCGAAGAAGAAGCUGUCAAUGUUGAAACCGUCAUGGAAAACAUGGUCACCAACUCGGCCAAUGCUCGCAAGCUCCUCAAUGCUGUCCUCCCUGAUCUCGAUGCCGCUGUGCGUGCUAAUGAAUUGUUGCCUGAUCUCAAGGGAUCUAUGAAAUUCGCUGGUAUGACUGCAAAGGAAAAACGCAAUCAAGACACCGUCGCCAAAUUGGAAUAUUUGCUCCCUGGUUAUUAUAUUUAGAUUCUUGAUCGUUUAUAUAUAUAUAUAUAUGUAGUAUUAUUAUUUUGUUAUUCUAUCAACAUUUGACUUUGUAGAAAUAAAAAAGGAUUGAUAUUAGAAUGAUGAUGAUCUUUAUUAAAGAGGAAUGAUAACUCUCUAUUCAAUAUGAAGGAAUUCAAAAAUAAGAUGUCGCAACAAUAGGAAAUAAAAUAUAAUAAGAAUAGAAAAUAAAAAAAAAAAA